Molecule: messenger RNA, 3905 nt
Organism: Scatophagus argus
Lineage: Eukaryota; Metazoa; Chordata; Actinopteri; Scatophagidae
Gene: tti1
Product: TELO2 interacting protein 1
Exons: 14
Coding region: 154-3519 (1121 amino acids)
Biological process (GO): chromatin remodeling
Cellular component (GO): cytoplasm
Source: RefSeq, a predicted model, not a curated record
CGGCGCAGUUUCAUGACGUACCUUUCUGCCAGAGUUCAGUAACUACAUCAGUGUGUGGUGCAUGUGUGAUGUUUCAUGUUUCUGUGUGCAUUGAAACCUGUUUAAUGGGCUGACGGCUCUGUGUACUACUAAUGUGACGUGACCCCUGCUGUCAUGCCUCCAACCAUGGCUCAGAUCAGUGAUCCAAAGAUCGCAUUUGCCUACCUGCGCCCGGCCUGUGUCCUGCUCACCCAAGAGCCCACCGUGACCAAUGUGGAGACUCUGAGUGCCCAGUUGAAAGACGUCAAUGAUGCCACAUUGCAGCAGCUCCAAGAGUACGUCCUCUUCCCUCUUCGCUUUGUCCUUAAAGUCCCUGGGCUCAAGAAGGAGAAACUGGUGCAGGCUGUGGCUGAGGCAAUGAGCCAUGUCCUGGAGAGCACCUGUGUCCAGAACUGGGAGACCCUUCAUGGCCUUCUCUCAGAGCUUUGCCUCUGCCUCUGUUCUCCAGCCAAUCCUGGGCAACCUGCAGAUACAUCAGAGGAACUGAAAUUGUCUGUGCUGAGAUGUCUGGGUGCGCUGCUUCACUCUGCUUAUGGUGAUAUAGUCUUCCAGCUCUUUGAACCCAUUAUGCUACCCGGACUGGGAAGUGCCAUAUCGUUGCUGCUGGCUUUAGGAGAGAAGGAAAAAUCUCGAGAUGUACAGUUGGCAGCACUGAAGUGCAUCCAUGCAUUGACUCUGGAGUGUGACUGCUCUCAGGAGCAUGUAGUCCCAUCCUCAGAGGAGAGAUGUGCUAUUGGCAGAUGUAUGGCCUCAUUCUUACCUGGGAUCACUACAGCUGUAACCAGGAUCAUUACAGGAGAUCUGAGACAAGGCCAUGCAGUCACAGUCAGAGCUAUCAAGGUUUGGUCAAGGAGUGUGGGGCUUGUCAUGGAAGAUGCCCAGCUUCAGACCAGUGAGUCCUGUAAGACCCCCUCACCAGACUUGGGCAGAAUUGGACAACUCGUGGUCCAACGGACACAAGAUUGGGUGAAGAGCACAGCAGGGAAACUGUCUGUGCUCCUGAAGAAGAUUAUCUCCUGCAUCUCGGCUCACCAGCACUGGAGGGUUAGGUUAGAGAUGGUGGAGCUGGGUGACCACCUGCUGGCCAGGUGUAGCCAGUCACUGGGAGAGUGUGUUGGUCCACUGCUUGAAGCACUGGUGGGAGCAGUUAAUGAUGAGGAGCCCAGAGUCAGAAAAAGAUGUGAGGUCGCUCUCCGAGACGUAUCACGGAGGAAUCAGAGCUCUAGCAACAGCAGUGAUAUGACAAGUGAAAGCAGCAGCAGUACUAAGACAUUCACGGACGUGCUUUCAGAGAAUCUACACUCUUUGGCUACUUCACUGCCCAGACUGAUGAGGACCUCUGAUGACCAGAAGAAGUUAUUUGUGCUCAACGUGUUCCUGGGUUAUUUAAAAAUCCUGGGACCGCUGGUCUCCGUGGUACUAAACUCAGCAGUACACCUGGAGAGGAUUUCCAAAGCCUUGAUGCAGGUGCUCGAGUUGGACGUUAUGGAUGUCCGCAUCGUGGAGGAAAGGAGUUAUGCUGCUACAAUCGAGACAAGCUCAGGCUCUUGUGAUUCCUACAGUGCUCACAUACAGAGGAAGCACUUUCUUUACUUCACAGACGAGAAGAUCUUUUCUGUACUCAUGGAGAUCUGUCGAACACUAGGUUACUAUGGAAACAUUUAUCUGCUGACUGAUCACUUCCUGGAUCUGUACCAGCAGUCUUCAGCAUACAGAAAGCAGGCUGCCAUGGUGCUGAAUGAGAUCGUCAGGGGUGCUGCAGGAAUAGCCGUGGCAGCAGAGAGUCAGGGUUCAGAGGGUCAUGUUCAGCGGCACUCUCUCACCCAAGAAGAACUUAAAGAGGCGGUGGUGUCUGUCAUGGAGGAAUACACCAGUUUGAAGAACUGGCACUUGAUGACUGUCAGUGAGGAGACGGAUAGAGACCGCCAGGACCAGCAGCUGCUGAGCCCAUCCAGACUCCUCUCCAUAUCCGACAGCAACACAAAUGCAAACUCUCUCCCAGUGAUUCCUUCUUCAUCUGGCUCCCUGCCCUCCUCAUCAUCCAUCUCCACAAUUCACCAGCUCAACAGCAACAUCUGGCAGCUGUGUAUCCAACUCGAGGGCAUCGCUUGCUUUGCUAAGGCACUGGGUUCUGACUUUCGUCCCUUGUUGAUGACAUCAUUGUAUCCUGUGCUGGAGAAAGCAGGGGAGGAGACACUGCUUGUCAGCCAGGUGGCACUGGGCUCCAUGUGGGACAUCAGUAAGGCGUGUGGCUACCCCUCCCUGAAGGAGCUCAUCAAUGAGAACUCAGACUACCUGCUCAAUGAUAUAUCACUCAACCUGCAGAGGCUCAGCCAGCAUCCACAGGCUCCACGGGUGUUGACAGUGAUGUUAACUCACUCUGACUGCAGCCUGCUGCCUCUGGUUGGGGACAUCGUUCAGGAUGUGCUGAUGGCUCUGGAUCUCAGCUACGACCACACCGCUGCUCUUUUCUGCUCUGUGCUACAUGCGCUCAUGAAGGCACUGGCGAGGUGGUUUCCCUCCGCUUAUGUGAGGACCAGUGAAGCUGCCAGGCGUAAGGAAUCCUCCACUCACAAGGACGUCUUCAACAUCCGCCAGUUCUUGCUGGAUUACUGUAAACAGAAAGAGCUGGCAGAGGGCGUUGGAAUAGAAGAGGAUGACAGUGAAGACCUUGAGGUCCCUCCUCCUACGGAGUGCGAGGAUGUUGAAGAUCUUCACGGUCCUGAUGUGAAAGCAGAGCUCCCUUCCCACCUCAGCAUCACUAAAGAUGUUAUGGAGCGCUGCAUUCACCUUCUGUCAGACCCCAGUCUCAGACUUCGACUCAAGGUACUGGAUGUGUUGGAGCUCUGUGUGUGUGUACUGAGUGAGAAGGAAAAUGAACUGCUGCCCAUGGCCCAUCGCUGCUGGCCCGCCCUCCUUCAGAGGCUUACAGCCGAUGACCCUUUAGCAGUCCUCAGAGCCUUCAGGGUGCUGUGUACGCUGGGUGAAACAUGUGGCGACUUCCUCAGGACGAGGGUUUCUAAAGAGAUUCUUCCCAAGUUGAGCUCCUCUCUGGCACGGCAGGCACCAGUCAGCGCCAAAGCCGGACCCGUCUACACACACACCAUGGCCUACAAACUGCAGCUGGCUGUACUGCAGGGGCUGGGCUCACUGUGCCAGAGGCUGGACCUGGGUGAGGCAGACCUGGAUGCGGUUUGUGAGGCCUGUCUGCCCUACCUGAGCUGCAGACAACCAAUCAGGCUACAAGAGGCCAGCCUAAGCGUUUUCCAACACUUAAUCCAGGUGGAUCCGGAUGCCUUCUGGUUUACUUUGAAUGAGCUGCACUGCCCGUCCUCCUACAUCCCGCCCCACCCUGACCUCCAGCCCAUACAGCUGAACGGCAUGGGUCGACCGAGGGACGAGUACUCGGACAACGUGCUGAAACUGCUGAAGGAGGAGUUUGGUCCAGUUGCUGAGACAGACAGCCAGCUAGUCAGCUAAUGAGCUAGUGAUUGAUGUGACUGACUCAUCUCUCAAAUGGAUGGCUUAUUAAACUAGUGACUCCAGUGAGUCAAUUAAGUGAAAGUAAAUCUGACAAUUGUUAAAGCAGCCAUCAGAUACGGUUGUGAUAACCUUCAUGCUGUUCACAGCUCUGAUAAGCAGCAAGGAUCGAAGGGAAAAUGUCAGUGAAGCAUCUCUGCUGCUGUUCAGUCUUCUACUGCAGGUGUAGAAACCAGGAAACCCUUCUGACAGGUCUUGAACAUGAGGAGACACGCAGAAACUGUUUUUCAUUUCAUGUGAAUGCACUGACACACUGUAUGCAAAUGUUAUUUUUGCUAUUCCUUUUUGUCUUAUUUCCUUCAUUUCAAGAAAUAUUCUAUCCCUAA